CACUGUUAAACCUAACCUCUAUGUUGCAUUGGUUCUGAUAUGUACAAUAACAAUAAUUAACAAACGUCCAGGUUCGUUCUCUAUUUCAUAAUAGUUCGCGUUAUUAACGUUGUUUAAAAUUGGCGACAAUAAUUCCAUCAAAAUGGCUAAGGCUAAGGAAGCAGUUGUGAAAUCUGAGUCCACGGACGCCAAAAAGAAGUUAAGACCAAGUAAAGUUAAGAGCUUGGCAAAAUUUGAAGCUAAAAAGAAGGCAAGAGCAGCUGGUACAUUGACGAAGAAACCAUCAAAGAAGAUAAACUUAACGAGUGGUACUGCUACGUGGAAAGUAGUAUACAAAAGUGGCACAUGGCGUUUUGUUCACCGGCCUACUGAAGCAAAAUUAUAUGCUAAAGCAAAGGCUGCUGGAAAGCCUAUCGAAUCACCAAAAAAGAAGAAGUCCAUCAUUGUCAAGCCACUUAAAGGUGAAAAGAAUGGUGAAACUCGUGAAGUACACACUGUUAAACGCAAAGCUUACUAUCCAACCUUAAAAACACCGAAGAAGCACAGGUCUCGCGGUUUGUUUAAGGAACACAAACGUAACACUCGUUCAUCGUUGACUCCUGGAACAAUUGUGAUUUUACUAACUGGUGUGCAUAAGGGCAAGCGAGCAGUUUUGUUGAAAACUCUUGAUACUGGUUUGCUUUUGAUUACUGGACCUUUUAUCUUGAAUGCGAUCCCACUUAGACGUGUUCACCAAGGACAUGUGAUUGCCACCAAAACCAAGUUGGACAUUUCUGGUGUGACCAUUCCGAAGGAAAUUGAUGACAAGUAUUUUAAACGCGUCCAGCUGAAAAAGAAACCCAAGAAGAAUGAGAGCAAAAGUCUAUUUGUUUCAAAACCUAAGACUUACCGACCAUCUGAAACUAGAAAGACAGAUCAAAAAACUGUAGAUGCCCAAAUAUUGGAUAUUCUUAAGAAACAUCCUGCUAAGAAAUCAUUUUUCUUGUACCUUUCAUCCAUGUUUGGCUUAAGAAAUAACCAAUAUCCCCACAGAAUGCAAUUUUAAGCAUUUUUUGGCUAUUGGUUAUUUUUAUUUGUAUAAGUACAUUAUCAAUAAAAAUGAUUGUGUAUUUUUA
Messenger RNA from Adelges cooleyi (spruce gall adelgid), 1115 nucleotides. It is a transcript of the gene RpL6, whose product is annotated as 60S ribosomal protein L6. The transcript has 5 exons. The coding region runs from base 143 to 1045 and encodes 300 amino acids. Gene Ontology annotation, biological process: cytoplasmic translation; ribosomal large subunit assembly. The record is from RefSeq and is a predicted model, not a curated record. Gene Ontology annotation, cellular component: ribosome; cytosolic large ribosomal subunit. Gene Ontology annotation, molecular function: RNA binding; structural constituent of ribosome. NCBI's taxonomy places the organism in Eukaryota, Metazoa, Arthropoda, Insecta, Hemiptera, Adelgidae.